AUCCCAGCAUAGAAACACUUUACAAAGAGCACACCACCAAACCACAUCUAUUCAUAGUAUACAUGUGCAGUUUGCCUCACUGUUAAUACUGUGCAUGUUUGACGUGACAGUGUCAGUACGGUAGCGCGCAAGAUUUCAUCGCGUUUGGCUUUGGAAAGUUUUUUGACAGCGGGUUUCCAGACCACCCUCCCCUUACUCCCCAGUGGAUUGAUUCAUAUAGCAGGAAAUCCCCUGCAUCCUCUUCUCCUGUGUGAGUUUGUGUGUCGGACGGUAUAUGAUGAAGAUCUCAUCAUAAGGAGCCGGGCAUCAUGAGCAUCCACCAGGGCUUGGAAACCUGGAGGCUCAUGGGCGCGCUGCGCGCUUUUGCGCUUCUGUUAGUGGCACUGAUAUCUGACAGCUCCAGUCAUCCUUCACCCGACGGGAGGCGAUUGAAAAGUACGCUUACCAAACAGGAGCAUUAUCACACUAUGGUACCACUACUGCUGGAGGGAACAAAGGAACGACCAAUUAGCUGGCUCCGUUCCAGGAUUCCUCCCGCUUCACUGCGCAUCCUGAUCCAAACAGAAGGACAGCGAUUGGUUUUGUCUGUGGAGAAGAACCACGGCCUGUUUGCGAGCCAUUACACUGAAACGCACUACAAGGGGGAUGGACAAACCGUUACAAACACUCACAACUCUACGAUGAAUUGCUAUUACCAUGGCGAGGUCCAAGGGCACAGGUUUUCUGAUGUCAGCCUCAGUACAUGCUCUGGGAUCAGAGGUUUCAUCUUACUUGAAAAUACAACACUGAUGGUGGAACCAGCUUUUGAGCCAGCAAACGACACGCAUGUGAUCUACGAAGGACAACACCUACAUUUACCUUCUGGAACCUGCGGCCAUGGACACAACAUAUCUACUGUCAGCCAUACCAGCGUUGGAGGACUUCCACAAUCACUAAAUACAAGGCAUAAGAGGGACGUCCAGAAGACCACCAAAUAUGUAGAACUCAUCAUUGUAGCAGACAACAGAGAGUUUCAGAAACAAGGGAAAGAUGUGGAGAAGGUCAAGCAGAGGCUAGCUGAGAUCGCCAAUUACGUAGACAAGUUUUAUAGGGUGCUUAAUAUUCGUGUAGCUCUUGUGGGACUGGAAGUAUGGAGUGAUGCUGAUAAGUGUACUGUGACCCAAGACCCCUUCUCAACUCUGCAUGAGUUUCUGGACUGGAGAAAAUUUAAACUGCUGCCACAGCGGCCACAUGAUAACGCUCAACUUAUUAGUGGGGUUUAUUUCCAGGGCACCACGAUAGGCAUGGCUCCCAUCAUGAGUAUGUGUACAGCAGAGCAGUCAGGAGGCAUCGUCAUGGAUCACUCCGACAAUCCUCUGGGAGCUGCUGUGACUUUGGCUCAUGAGUUGGGCCACAACUUCGGAAUGAACCACGAUACUCCAGAGCGCGGGUGCGGCUGUAGGAUGACUGUAGAUCGCGGAGGCUGCAUUAUGACUCCAUCUACAGGGUACCCGUUCCCCACAGUGUUCAGUACCUGUAGUAAGAAGGAUCUGGUGGCGAGUCUGGAGAAGGGGGUGGGCAUGUGUUUAUAUAAUAUGCCGGAAGUCAAAAUGCUCUACGGGGGACAGAAAUGUGGUAAUGGAUACAUAGAGGAAGGAGAGGAGUGCGACUGCGGAGAGCCGGAGGAGUGCAUGAACCCCUGUUGUAACGCAACAACCUGCACUCUCAAAGGAGAUGCUGUGUGCGCUCAUGGACAAUGCUGUGAAGACUGCCAGCUAAAACCAGCUGGAACACAGUGUAGAGACGCCAGUAAUUCCUGUGACUUACCCGAGUUCUGCACCGGCACCAGCCCCCACUGCCCCGCCAAUGUGUACCUGCACGAUGGGCAUGCGUGCCACAAUGUGGACGGUUACUGCUACAAUGGCAUCUGUCAGACCCAUGAGCAACAGUGCAUCACCCUCUGGGGACCAGGAGCGAAACCCGCCCCGGGGAUCUGUUUUGAAAGAGUAAACUCGGCAGGUGAUCCCUAUGGGAAUUGUGGGAAAGACUCAAAAGGCUCCUUUGCUAAAUGCGAUGCAAGAGAUGCUAGGUGUGGAAAAAUUCAAUGCCAAGGGGGUGCCAACAGGCCGGUUAUUGGGACCAAUGCUGUUUCCAUAGAGACCAACAUCCCUUUGCAAGAGGGUGGGCGAAUUCUGUGCCGCGGAACGCACGUGUACCUGGGUGACGAUAUGCCUGAUCCGGGACUGGUAUUGGCGGGCACUAAAUGUGCUGAGGGCAUGAUCUGUUUAAACAGACAGUGUCAGAACGUCAGUGUGUUUGGAGUGCACAAGUGCUCGGGGAAGUGUAAUGGAAAAGGGGAAUGCAACAACAAGAAGAACUGCCAUUGUGAAGCUCACUGGGCACCUCCAUUCUGUGACAGGGCGGGGUUUGGCGGCAGCGUGGACAGUGGACCAAUGAGACAAGCUGAUGUGCGAGUUUGUGUAUUAAUGUGCGUGCUGUCGUAUGUGACAACAGCUGACAGCAGCGCUGUGGUCGUGGGCGCGCUGGUCACCCUCAUCUGCUUGCUGUCGACGGGGCUGAUCGUGUGCCUUAGGAGAAAGGCACUGCUUCAGAUGUUCUGCAUCAAUAAGAAGAGUGCAAUUCAAAAGCUCAGAUCCGUUGGGCGAAAGCAAGCACCCAGCGGCCCACAAACUCAAUCGAUCUUCAAGGUCUCACCUCAACACCUCAAGCCCCUCUCAUUACCUCUACACUCCAGAAGUAACAAUUCAUCUCACCCCAGUUCAGAACCUCUCCUCCCUCCCAACAACUUCCACAGUCUGCGUCGACUACAUGAAUGCCCCUCCAGGUGCCACCCGGUCCAUAUCAGUCACCCCAUGCCCAUCACACUGGGUGUUGGCACGGCGACAGGCCUGCAGACUCUACCCUCCGUCCCGCCUCACAGGACUCUGCUCGCACACACGCAGUCCCCGGGCAGAUCAGCAGGCUUUCACACACUUCCACGCCAGCUCCCUUACCCAAACCAUCAGGACCAUAAUAAACCCAACCCUCCACAAAAGCCACUUCCUGCAGACCCUCUGAUCAGAAACGACUGCGUGGGUCAAAGCAUUUCCAGAAUAGGAGUUCGGAUACCAGUCCCUAGACCUCUGCCUAUUCCGAUUCCAACAGUGCCAAGACCCCCUUCCAUACCACUGCCAAACAGACCUCUUCCAAGAUUACCACAGCCCAUCUAUGAUCACUGACACAUGGACACAUGGAUGGUGAAUUUCACCAGCAUCUUAACACUUCUUUGUUUGCACUAUGAAAACUGUUGGACUAAAUGACCACCCCUGCAGAACUAAACGGAGGGUCUCACUGAAAAGAGGGCUGACUUGACACCCUGGUGCUUUGCCUCCUCGAAAAAGGUGUUUAUUUGUCCUCAGGUACUGCAGAACUAUUUAAGAUGUAUAUUUAUUGUGACGAGAAAAAUAUUGUACUGUUUUUGACACUUUUUUACUAUAGGAUUAUUGUGACUUUUUAUUACAUGUUUUGCUUGUUUUUAAAAUAGGAAAAAGGGAACAUUAUGCUUUCCAUCACGUUU
Misgurnus anguillicaudatus (oriental weatherfish) is the source of this 3556-nucleotide messenger RNA. RefSeq names its product ADAM metallopeptidase domain 12b (gene adam12b). NCBI's taxonomy places the organism in Eukaryota, Metazoa, Chordata, Actinopteri, Cypriniformes, Cobitidae. Gene Ontology annotation, molecular function: metalloendopeptidase activity. The record is from RefSeq and is a predicted model, not a curated record. Gene Ontology annotation, biological process: proteolysis.